Galendromus occidentalis (western predatory mite) is the source of this 795-nucleotide messenger RNA. RefSeq names its product homeobox protein Hox-B7-B. Bases 1 to 795 code for a protein of 264 amino acids. Gene Ontology annotation, molecular function: RNA polymerase II cis-regulatory region sequence-specific DNA binding; DNA-binding transcription factor activity, RNA polymerase II-specific. Gene Ontology annotation, cellular component: nucleus. The transcript has 5 exons. The record is from RefSeq and is a predicted model, not a curated record. Gene Ontology annotation, biological process: regulation of transcription by RNA polymerase II; anterior/posterior pattern specification. Lineage: Eukaryota; Metazoa; Arthropoda; Arachnida; Mesostigmata; Phytoseiidae.
AUGUCUUCGUACUACGACUACUACCAGACGCAACAGCCGAGGCGGUUCGAGCCUCCAAAGGACACGAACUACCGCUGUUACAUGAACUAUCAAAAAUUUGAGCCUCAAACAACGCCAUACGGAGAUAGCCGCGCCGAUUCGUACAUGGCUCAAAUGCCAUGUGCUCCAUGCGAACCGACACCGUAUUUCGACGCUUGUCCGAAGACCGAAGACGCCCUGUCUAAUUCUAGCGAAGAUCUGUGUUGCAACGACUUAGCUGCGCCGCAAAGCUCACAAACCAGCGCUGGAACUUACCCCGUUUCGGCUGUGCCACCUGUGCCGCACGAGGAUCGGACUUGCAGCUCAUUGAGUCCCGGCAGCCCGUAUUAUCCGGCGACACCGAAUGAAUGGGAGAGGCAUUCGACUGGGACCCCGGAAAGUAUGGUUCCCCAGUGUUAUCCACCUCAGCAACCGCCGCCUGGAGGCGAAUUCACACCGCAACAGCCCGAAGACUGCAAUAGCGACCAAGGAUCGUCGAAAGACUGCAGCCUCUUGUAUCCUUGGAUGAGAAGUCAGUUCGCAGAGCGCAAAAGAGGCCGUCAGACCUACACGCGUUUUCAGACCCUGGAACUGGAAAAAGAGUUUCGCUUCAAUCGAUACUUGACCCGUAGGAGAAGGAUUGAAAUCGCGCACGCGCUUUGUCUCACCGAGCGUCAGAUAAAAAUUUGGUUUCAAAAUCGGCGCAUGAAAUGGAAAAAGGAAAGCAAGACAAAAUCUCACGAAGAGGUUUUCGAGCCGGAGUACAGUGAGACGUGA